Messenger RNA from Pelodiscus sinensis (Chinese soft-shelled turtle), 1192 nucleotides. The record is from RefSeq and is a predicted model, not a curated record. NCBI's taxonomy places the organism in Eukaryota, Metazoa, Chordata, Testudines, Trionychidae.
GCAUGCAGGGAUCCAGACAUUCAUCAGGUGGAGAAAGGUCUAACAGAGAGAACAGGAGACACUCCCAUGGCUGUGAAUGGCACCUCCCUCCCCACAACUUCCUGGAGUGAUUACUCCAGUGCUUAUUCUGGAGAAUAUGAGGAAAACUAUGAAGAUGAUGCUCAGCAGAAAGUGCUGCUCAAGAGCAUGCAUGUGCUCUCCAUGGUGAUCUACUCCAUCGCCUUCGUGCUGGGAGUGACGGGCAACGGGCUGGUCAUCUUCAUCACUGGUUUCCGGAUGAAGAGAACCGUCAGCACCAUCUGGUUCCUCAACCUGGCCGUGGCUGACUUUAUGUUCACCUUUUUCCUCCCCCUCAGCGUGGCCUACAUUGCCAUGGAUUUCCACUGGCCCUUCGGGCUGGCCAUGUGCAAGAUCAACUCAGCCAUGGCCUUCUUCAACCUCUACGCCAGUGUCUACCUUCUCAUGGUCAUCAGCAUAGACCGUUGUAUCUCCGUCAUGCUCCCAGUGUGGGCCCAGAACUACCGCACGCCUCGCCUGGCUUUAUUGGUAGCUUUGGCUGUGUGGGUCUUGGCCUUGGUUUUGUGUUCUCCGUAUCUCUACUUCCGCUACACGGAUCACUCCCCGAAUAACAAGGACAUCAUCCACUGCUACUAUAAUUUCAACACGGCCCCAGAAGGGGCUCCCAAGGAGGAGAUCCACAGAAUUAUCAACAUCAACCACCGGGCGAUGGCCAUCAGCCGCUUUAUCUUGGGCUUCCUCAUCCCCUUUGCUGUCAUCGUCUGCUGCUACGGUGCCAUCUUGGUCCGCCUAAGGAGGGGCCACAAGAUCCGGUCUAAUAAGCCCUUCAAGGUCAUCGCCAUUGUGAUCAUAUCUUUCUUCCUCUGCUGGUUCCCCUACCAUGUCUUCUCCUUCCUGGAGUUACACCAUACCCAGAGCCUGCACACUGCCCUCAUCAUUGGCUUCCCCUUGGCAACCAGCCUGGCCUUCAUCAACAGCUGCCUCAACCCCAUCCUCUAUGUCUUCAUGGGACAGGACUUCAAGGAGAAGCUGCGCCGGUCCCUCUUUUCUGCCUUCGAAAGUGCCUUUACCGAGGAUGCUGUCAGCACCACGGCCAACACGAAGAGCAAAUCCAGCAUGGAGAUGGAAUCCCAGGCCACCUAGGAGCUGUGCCUUUGCCUAGAGCUGGGAACUG